Molecule: messenger RNA, 291 nt
Organism: Aaosphaeria arxii CBS 175.79
Lineage: Eukaryota; Fungi; Ascomycota; Dothideomycetes; Pleosporales
Product: small nuclear ribonucleo protein-like protein E
Exons: 5
Coding region: 1-291 (96 amino acids)
Biological process (GO): mRNA splicing, via spliceosome; spliceosomal snRNP assembly
Cellular component (GO): U1 snRNP; precatalytic spliceosome; U5 snRNP
Molecular function (GO): RNA binding
Source: RefSeq, a predicted model, not a curated record
AUGUCUGGACGUCCAGGAGGCCGCGGCGGACAGAAAGUCCAGGUUCCCCCGAUCAAUUUCAUCUUCAAGCUCUUGCAGUCGAAAGCGAGUGUCUCAAUAUGGCUAUACGAGAACCUCGGAAUGCGCAUGGAGGGCAAGCUCAGGGGAUUCGAUGAGUUCAUGAACCUUGUUCUCGACGACGCCGUGGAGGUCACGCUUGCGAAGAAGGACGCGCCCGAAUCACGACGAAAGCUGGGCCAGGUCUUGCUCAAGGGCGACAACAUCUCAUUGAUCCAGCAAAUCCAGCAAUGA